ACACAACCAAUCACACCUCCAAAGAUGCGGUUCCACUUUCAACUUUUCGCUGCUCUGCUGUUGGCUUUUGCCGUGAUCGUUGCAGCAGAGCCAGAACCAGAACCUGAACCUGAACCAGAAAGGGAAUAUGAACUCAAGCCUGAUCCAAAGCAUGUCAUUGUCUUGAAAGACGAAACAGAACAUUUCCAUCACCAUCAUCACCACCACCAUCAUCAUCACAAACACGGACAUGAUCAUAAACACAAACACGGUCAUAAACACGAACACGGACACAAACAUGCACAUGGUCAUAAACAUGGACAUGUACACAAACACGCACAUGGACAUAAACAUGAUCAUGCUCACAAGCACGCACAUGGACACAAGCAUUUGCAUGGUCAUAAGCACGCACAUGGACACAAGCAUUUACAUGGACACAAACAUGCUCAUGCUCAUAAGCACGGUCAUGCACAUAAACACGGUCAUAUUCAUAAACAUGCACAUGGACAUAAGCAUGGACAUGCACAUAAACACGGACAUGAACACAAGCACGGACACCUUCAUAAGCAUGAACAUGGACACAAGCAUGGUCACGCCCACGUACAUGGACACAAACACGGUCAUGGACAUGCACAUAUCCAUGGACACAAGCAUGCUCAUGGUCACAAGCACGGUCACCUUCAUGCUCAUGGGCACGGACACAAACACGAACACGGACACAAGCAUGGUCAUCUCCACAAGCAUGCUCACGGACACAAACAUGGACAUGGUCACUUGCAUAAACAUGGACAUGAACACGGACACAAACAUGGUCAUGCACACAAGCAUGGGCACGAGCAUGGUCAUGCCCACGCACAUGGACACAAACAUGGACAUGGUCACAAGCAUGCUCAUGGACAUGCUCAUGCACAUAAGCAUGGACAUGGUCACGUUCAUGGUCAUGGUCAUAAACAUGGGCAUGCUCACGAACAUGGUCACGCACACAAACAUGGGCACGCACAUGGUCACAAACAUGGUCACCAUCAUGGACACAAAUGGAUUGGAUAUAUUACUGGCAUUAAAGCCCAUCCUCAUGCAUUGGAAGCCGAAGAACCUAAAGAACUUCUACAACACGAAUUAGCCGUUGAACCUGAAGCAGAAGCAGAAGUUUUGGAUGUAGAUUCUGAGCCCUUGAGAGAAGAAGUCGACCAUGAAGGAUACGAUGUCGAAGAUGAAGAAUUGGCUUUAGAUUCUCAAGUAAAAUUUCAGCCUGCCUUGCCAGCAGGAAAAGCUUCUACUUUCGAGUACAGGCAUUUUGGAAACUCGAGCCCUCUGAUUGCUGGCUUAGGAGAUCUUAAAGCACAAGCUUCCAAUGUGGAAAAGAAAGUGAUUCCAGCUGCUGCUGCUUGAAAGCAGGAAAGCGUUCGGAUUAUUGCCAAAAUCUGUUGAACGGGCUGAGCUGAUUAGAAGAAACAAAAUAAGAGUUAUCGAAAUUCUAAAUAAUUUGACUCAGCUCUGAUGUGCCUUUAGAAUCCCAACGAAUGUCCAUACUUCCUUCUACGGACUCUAUAUUUAUUCUUGAAGCUGUGUGAUAUUGUAAGAUUUAUAUUUCUGUGUGACCAUUAUAAUGGCUAUAAGUUUGUAAGUCAUAAAAUGUAAUACACUCAGUUAGGUUUG
Messenger RNA from Argiope bruennichi, 1635 nucleotides. Its product is annotated as histidine-rich glycoprotein-like. Lineage: Eukaryota; Metazoa; Arthropoda; Arachnida; Araneae; Araneidae. Bases 25 to 1368 code for a protein of 447 amino acids. The transcript is spliced from 3 exons. The record is from RefSeq and is a predicted model, not a curated record.